GAAAACCCUCGCAUCCCGAAAACCCCCUUCGGCAGUUCCGUCCCUCGUAUCACCCGGACCAGCCACCGCCAACUCCCCUGAUCCCCUCACACCCCCUCCAUCCCCCUAUCCAGCAUCGACGCCAUCGCUGGUGGCCGCUCCCGGCCACCUCCCCGUCGACAUGAUCUCCUCGCCGGCGCAGGAUUCGCCCCCCUCCGUCGUCUCCCAGGACUGCCCUACCUCACACCGAUCGCUGGUACCCUUGUUUGGUUAAUCGAUCCUUCCCUUAGCUUUGGUCCCCCCCCCCCCCCCCCAAAUCUGUUUGGCCCGUUGUUGAUGUGGGUGGGUUUUUUGUGUCGGCUACAUCAUGAGCAGCUUUUGAUUAGGUUGGUAGUACUGAUUUGGUGGCAUCUUGUCGUUUGAUUUCGAAAGGUUUUGGUAGAUUGUGUGCUCGAUAUCGUAGUAUGCACAUUCCUGAUGCGAAAAAUUAUUUAUUUUAUGUAAAAAAGUGCCGAUCUUCAAUGGCUGUAUAACAAAAAUAACUGUUACUUCCAAGCAGUCUUUGUUAGGUGAUGGAUACACAUGAGAAGUCUGGCUUUAAUGGGCCUGACAUAUCUUUUAGGCUGAAUUUACAUUUGUUACUGCAUAAAUUGAAGGCAUUUGGUUUGCGUUGGUGCAUAUGGUAGCUGCAAACACCUAAGGCUGUAUGCAAGUUAUAGGAAGGUUAGGAGCUCAAAAUAACAACAAAUCAGUUUAUGUUAUUCUCUGAAUUGAGCUUGGAACCAAAGAAAGUAUGAACAGAAGCACGAGAAAUCUGCCCAAUAGCAUUUGCUCGUGUUUUCAAAUAAGCCAAGUGAUAUAGAGUCUAAAUCACUUUGGGCAAUUCGAAGAUCCAUGUGUCCUUGCCACAUAGUUGUCGUGGCAUUGUUAUGUCGUCGCCAUAACGACAAUAUGGCGGCAUGGCGGUGAUCUGCUCCUCGCCGGAGUGUAUGCAUCCGCCAUAUCGGCAUGGCGUCACUGUGGGGCCGAUAAGGCGUCCUGUGGUGGGCACCAUACCGGUCAAUUGAGGGGAUGAGAAGGAGGAGGAGAGGUCGGGUGGGUCGCAGACUGAGAUGAGACCGCGAGAGCACCUGACCUAGCCUUAGUUGGCAAUUGGUGAGUUGCGGGUCACCGCCGCCACCGCCGAGACCGAGCCGUUUGUCACCCUUGCUCAGAUUCGUGAGCCGCGGCGCUGCCAGAGCUGUCCGCCUCCACCACUCUGCCUGUAUGUCUGUGUCCGCCUGCCCGAGACUGGUCCGCCUGCCUGUGCUCGAGAUCUCGCCGCGCGCCGCCCCGUCGCCGUCGCCCCUGCUCAGAUCCGUCUACCGCGGCGCCGCCCCUGCUCGGAUCCGUCUGCCACUCCUCCUUCACGUGCUCCUCUCCGUCCGCCUGCCCGAGAUCUCACCGUGCGCUGCCGUCGCCCUGUCCGCCCCUGCGCAGCCCCUCUUGAGCUCAAGAAAACGAGAUUCCACCAAGGAUUCUGUUGGCUUGUAUGCUGUCCAAUGCUGUGAAUGUUACAAGUGGCGUAUGGUUCCAACUAAAGAAGAUUUUGAGACAAUUCGUGAGAACUUCACUGAGGAACCAUGGUUCUGCAGGAGAAGACCAGAUUGCUCUUGUGAAGAGCCCGCUGACAUUGAGUAUGACAACAGCCGCAUCUGGGUCAUCGACAAGCCCAACAUACCAAAGCCUCCACCAGAGACUGAGAGACUAGUGAUUAUGAGGCGUGAUUACUCUAAAAUGGAUACCUACUAUGUCAUGCCAAAUGGGAAGCGUGCAAGGUGCUCUGGGGAUGUGGACAAGUUUCUGGAGGCACAUCCAGAGUACAAAGACCGCAUAUCAGUUUCAAACUUCAGCUUUGCACCACCCAAGGUUGUUGAGGAGACUGUUUCUCACAACACUGCGUGGAAGGCUGCCAAGGCCAAGAAGCAGGACAAGGCAGACGUUUCGAGUGGCCAAAAGUGAUUGAAACUCUAAACCGUGCCUGUUCUUUGUUUAGGUGAAAAUCAGAUCAGGAUCACGACGUCUUCCUAUCUAGUUUAACUGAAGUUAAGUCUGUUUUAUCUCUAUCACUUAGCUUGGCGUGAUCUGAUGCACUUUUGAACCCUUUUGUGUCAAUUCCUUAGAAAACCAUGAGAUGGUUGAUAAAAUGCUGUCGGUCUGUAACUGCUUCAGUUACAUAUCCUUAAGUCAUGUGCUUCCUAA
Messenger RNA from Phragmites australis (common reed), 2220 nucleotides. RefSeq names its product methyl-CpG-binding domain-containing protein 4-like. Gene Ontology annotation, molecular function: zinc ion binding; DNA binding. The transcript has 2 exons. The record is from RefSeq and is a predicted model, not a curated record. Lineage: Eukaryota; Viridiplantae; Streptophyta; Magnoliopsida; Poales; Poaceae. The coding region runs from base 1246 to 1980 and encodes 244 amino acids.